Molecule: messenger RNA, 1416 nt
Organism: Chenopodium quinoa (quinoa)
Lineage: Eukaryota; Viridiplantae; Streptophyta; Magnoliopsida; Caryophyllales; Amaranthaceae
Product: heavy metal-associated isoprenylated plant protein 41-like
Exons: 3
Coding region: 126-1166 (346 amino acids)
Biological process (GO): rRNA base methylation
Cellular component (GO): cytoplasm
Molecular function (GO): rRNA (uridine-N3-)-methyltransferase activity
Source: RefSeq, a predicted model, not a curated record
GCCUAAAAAAAGGGUUAAAUUAAGAGAGAGAAAAACUAAACAAUACAAUGAGCUCGAAAAUUGAAUUGAGUUAGCAGUAAAGAGAGCCAUAAACAUAAUUGAAGUUGUAGUGUGAUUAAUUAGUGAUGGGAGAAGGAGAUGAAGAAAGAGAGAAAUGGAUGAAUAACGAGUAUUUAUCUUUACAUCAGAUACUUCUUCUGGGCGAAGGAGAUUUCUCAUUUGCAUUAUCCUUGGCACUUUCAUUUGCUUCUGCUACUAACAUUCUCGCUACUUCACUCGACUCUUAUGAUUCUUUGAUAAAGAAGUACAAAAGAGCAAAAUCAAACUUGGAUUCACUGGAGAAGUUAGGAGCAUCUCUUAUACAUGGGGUUGAUGCAACCAAGAUGAAGCUUCACACUGAUCUCAAAAUGAGGAAGUUUGAUCGCAUUGUCUUCAACUUUCCCCGCGCAGGCUUUCAUGGAACAGAACAAAGCCUGCAUCUAAUCAACAAGCACAAGAGACUUGUGGAUGGAUUUUUAAACAAUGCUAGUCAUAUGCUGCGAUCCAACGGUGAAAUUCACGUUAACCACAAAACGUCUGGUCCAUUUUGUCUCUGGAAUAUCGAGAAACUUGCUUCUCAGAACUCACUUUUACUGAUCAGCUGUGUUCCGUUUAAAAUUGAGGACUACCCUGGCUAUAACAACAAGAGAGGAGACGCCUCUAGAUGUGAUGAGCCUUUUCGCUUGGGAAAAUGCAGCACAUUCAAGUUCAUCUUAUCACUUGGACGUAAGAAAGUGUCCACCAAUCACAGUCGAAAGACUUCAGAGAAAACUAUACCUCAUCAAGAAGAGAGGAACCCUGCAACCAAUCACUCUGAUUCGCGAUAUAAACCAGUUACUCUCUUCUCCAGGAAUGUGAGGUCUCCAGUCAAUGAAAGGUUUAGAGAAGAUUUUGCUAGGAUAUUUCGUUGGUAUUUUACUUAUGUGGAGGAUACAUUUGGGAGUCGUGAGGAAAGAAUCGGCUAUCAUGUCCAUGAAGCAGUAAGUCGAGGCUAUGAGAGAUUCACUAAUAUGGCUUCUGGCAGACCUUCAAGUGACUUCGUCAUCUAUCUAGAAGAGCUCCAUCGCUUGAGUCUUAAAAGGAUAGAGUGGUUAAAACAUAGCUUAGAAAAUAUUCGUUGUUCUUAGUUCUAACUGCUGUGAAUAUAGAGGCAAACUUUGGUGUCUGAUGGUUUUUGGGUGCAAAAUUUUUAUUAACCCACUCUACUCCAAAGCACAGCUUGGAUUCUGCUGCUAUGAUCAUGCUGUGAAUAUGCAAAUUUUUGUAAAGAGAAGCUACUCAAGUAUGUGUAAUGUUUGAACCAAUCUAGAGCAAUUCUACUGAUCUCUUAUUACUGAUUGCUGAAAUAGCAUUUAUCCAACUAUUGUACGUUUCCAC